Messenger RNA from Aspergillus vadensis CBS 113365, 1206 nucleotides. RefSeq names its product HET domain-containing protein. The record is from RefSeq and is a predicted model, not a curated record. The transcript has 2 exons. Lineage: Eukaryota; Fungi; Ascomycota; Eurotiomycetes; Eurotiales; Aspergillaceae. The annotation marks the transcript as partial.
AUGCCGUUAUCAUACAACAAGUUAGACCCCAGUGCCAAACAGAUCCGUCUUUUGACUAUCUUUCCCGAUGAGAAUGACGAGAACCCCGUUCGAGCAUCGCUUCAUACCGUAUCCCUCAACGAUACCUGCGACUUCGAAGCCCUGUCUUACGUAUGGGGCGACACUUCUGUGACCGUUGACAUCUCGGUUGAUGACUGUAUAGUCGGUGUAACACCGAAUCUGCAUGCUUUCCUGCGAGGACUUCGCCAGCCUGAUACAGAACGCACUGUGUGGGUUGAUUAUGUCUGCAUCAAUCAAGGCGAUAUCUCAGAGCGGAACUCGCAGGUCGUAUUGAUGUAUCAAAUCUAUUCAACUGCCAGGUCGGUGGUUGCUUGGCUGGGAGAUCUGGAGCCGGUAGCACUGAAGCUCGUCGAGUGGUUUCAUGCCAACGAAGAUGGGCUUUACAUCGCAAGCACCGGCCUUGGUCCUUUGGAGUCUAUACUGGUGCUCUGUGUAGCUGCUAAGGCACUGUGUGCCGCGCAGUAUUGGCAUCGGCUAUGGACAUUCCAAGAGUGGCAUCUCUCAAGAAAUGCCGUUGUAUGCAUGCAUGAAAAGACGACUUUUACCAUAGGGAAUAUCUUCAAGCAAUUAUACCAGGAGAUCUUCGUUGCCAGGAUUUUUAUUGCUUCAAUGUUAGGGGAAGCAUCAUCGGAAGCAAAUACAUACACGGAAAAUCUUUACAAGAACAUUCUCCUCCUCCGUGCAAUGCAACAAGACCUCGACAGCCUCUUGAAUAAGAUCCCUCGGGAUAUUCUGCGCCUCAACCCAGGUACCCCGUGUCCAUCUGGACUUGGAGACUUGCUAUUGCUUACGGUUGACCGGCUUUGCAGUAAUCGACUGGACAAUGUAUAUGCGUUAUAUGGGCUUUCUCCCUCGGCUAGGGAAACAUACCCUCCUGACUAUCGAAAGACCAUCAGUCAGGUCAGUCAUGAAACAACGUCCUUUGUCUUGGGACACGAAGCCAAUAUGAGUAUAUUCAAUGGCUUUGAUUUUUCUUUCAACUCUUUUAACCAGGACGACUCACUCCCUUCAUGGGUUGUGGACUUCACCACGAAGGAUCCGGAGCAUCGAGCAAAGAUGCAACAAAGCUUCUCCAAAUCAUUAUAUUUGAAUAACGCUCCCUGGAAGCCAAUUCAAGAUCUUGCGCCUAUAAUCACAGAUGAUAUG